Molecule: messenger RNA, 779 nt
Organism: Aspergillus nomiae NRRL 13137
Lineage: Eukaryota; Fungi; Ascomycota; Eurotiomycetes; Eurotiales; Aspergillaceae
Product: nucleobindin SSP120
Exons: 2
Cellular component (GO): endoplasmic reticulum-Golgi intermediate compartment; extracellular exosome
Molecular function (GO): calcium ion binding
Source: RefSeq, a predicted model, not a curated record
AACAAGGUUUAAAUUACUCAUUACUGCCUGUAUACUGAAUCAGUUCUGAUCAUUUCACUCAGUACGCAAUUCCGAGGCUGUGUCAUUUGAAAAUGCUCGGCCACUCCGUGUCUCUUGCUACCGUUCUGCUUGCCCUGAGCGGCAGCUUCGCGAACGCUCAUGGGUCUCACUCGAAUGAACAGAAUCCUUCUUCGGACUGGGCUUCUCGGCACAUGCAAGAGGAGCACCACAUUGAUUCCUUUGAUCCUGCAUCCUUCUUCACUUUCCACGACUAUGAUAACUCAGGGGCAUGGACAGCCGAUGAGGUACGGAAGACUUAUGGUCUCGACGAUGAGUCAAAUGCAGGUGUCAGUGAAGAGCGCAAGCAGCAGGCUGUCCGGGAAGUAUUUGGGCUAUUUGACCCUGGGAACUCUGGAUUCGUUACUCGAGAUAACUGGAUGCGUCUGAUUUCCGAGGGCAAGCGUCUGCCUGAUUUCGGGUUUGGACCUGGCCACCAUGGCGACAUUGAAUAUGAAUAUGAGAUUCAUCAUUUCGAGAAGUAUCAUGGAGAUGAUGCCAAGGAGGAAGACCUCACUCAUCCAGAAGAUAUUGAGCAUUUCCGGAGGCAUGAUGAGGAAGACGACGCUGCUUAUCGGCUUGAGCAGCUUGAGAGGAUGCAGAUCGUGGAAAGGAACAUACCACAGAAGUUCCUCAAACAUGUUUAGAACGUGUAUAUGUAAUACGUUAUGCCAUUCUGUACAUAUAAUGUUCGAAAUGUUUACCUACCACCUACCAUUGCA